AUGGCCAAGUCAUCCGUUGCGGAUCCCUCUCACCAGGCCUUCUCCGAUGUCGCCUUCGCGUUCGACAUCGAUGGCGUCCUCUACCAAGGCCACCGGGGCAUUCCCGGCGCGAGGGAGAUGCUGCGCCGGCUCUGCUCUCACGGCAUCCGCUACGUCUUCCUCACCAACGGCGGCGGCGCACACGAGAGCGCCAAGGUCAAGUCGCUGGCGGAGCGGCUGCAGAUGUCACAGCACGAGGACGUGAUCCGCGACAGGGUCAUCGUCUCGCACACGCCCAUGCGCGGCUGGGAGGAGGGUCUUAAGCAGCAGACGGUCCUCAUCACGGGCUCCCACCCGGAGAGGGCUCGCAGCGUUGCCAACGAAUACGGCUUCGGGAGGGCGGUGACGCCGGCCGACUUGAUCCACGCCAACGACAAGCUCUACCCGUUCGAUAACCUCAAGGACAGCCUGCACGCCACCUUUCGACCGCUCUCCGAUGGCAAGUCGGCAUCCAGCAUCACGGACUCGUACGCCGCCGAGAUCCCGCCCAACGCGCUCAAGAUUGACCAGAUUUUCGUCUGGAACGAUCCUCGCGACUGGUCCCUCGACAUACAGGUCAUCCACGACCUGCUCGUCUCGCGCGAGGGCUACCUGGGCACCAUCUCGGCCAAGAACGGCGACGGCUCGCUGCCGAACAACGGCUGGCAGCAGGACGGCCAGCCGCCCCUCUGGAUAUCCAACCUCGACCUCUUCUGGAAGACGGAGUACCCGGUCAACCGUUUCGGGACCGGCGCCUUCGUCGAGGCCCUCAAGGGCGUCUGGUCCGCCGUCACCUCCGGGGCCGGAGAGCUGCGAUUCAACGCGCUCGGCAAGCCGUCCAAGUUCACGUACGACUACGCGCACGACCGGCUGCUGCACUACUACUCGGACAUGUGCCCGACGGCAGGCGCCUCCGGCGGCAGGACGAAGCAGACCCUCCGGCGCGUGUACAUGAUCGGCGACAACCCCGAGAGCGACAUCCGUGGUGCGAACGAGUUCGAGCCCGCCGACGGCACCGAAUGGCUGUCCAUUCUCGUCCGGACGGGCGUCUGGCGGGAGACGAGCGCCGAGAGGGAACCAAAGUACAAGCCGACGGUGGUGGUGGAUGACGUCGUCGACGGCAUCGUCUGGGCGCUUCGGAACGAAGGUGUCGAUGCGACGAAAGAAUGGCUUACGAGCGAGCCAUGA
This is a messenger RNA of Drechmeria coniospora, 1206 nucleotides long. Its product is annotated as HAD-superfamily hydrolase, subfamily IIA, CECR5. Bases 1 to 1206 code for a protein of 401 amino acids. The record is from RefSeq and is a predicted model, not a curated record. Lineage: Eukaryota; Fungi; Ascomycota; Sordariomycetes; Hypocreales; Ophiocordycipitaceae. Gene Ontology annotation, cellular component: mitochondrion. Gene Ontology annotation, biological process: glycerophospholipid biosynthetic process. The transcript is spliced from 3 exons.